Messenger RNA from Periophthalmus magnuspinnatus, 417 nucleotides. Its product is annotated as cystatin-C-like. Bases 55 to 375 code for a protein of 106 amino acids. The transcript has 3 exons. NCBI's taxonomy places the organism in Eukaryota, Metazoa, Chordata, Actinopteri, Gobiiformes, Gobiidae. The record is from RefSeq and is a predicted model, not a curated record. Gene Ontology annotation, molecular function: cysteine-type endopeptidase inhibitor activity.
UUGGUCCUGCUGCUUGUGUGUUUGCCGCUGUGCUCUGUGGUCACAGGUCAGAUCAUGACCGGACAGCCCCGGCCCGUGUCCACGCGGAGCGAGAAGGUCUGGAGAGCGGCACGUUUCGCCGUCGGUGAAUUUAACAACGCGCUGUCCCAGCAGCCUUUUACAUACAAGAUCCUCAACGUGACCUCGGCUAAGGUCCAGGUGGUGGCGGGAGUAAACUACAUCAUAGAGGUGCAGCUCGGACGUGUGUGUAAGAGCAGCCUUCUUCAGAAGUGCCAUGGCAAAUCCCACCCUAAGGAGCUUCUCUGCACUUUCACUGUCACAGAAAUCCCUUGGGAAGGCAAACGUUUUGUUUAUCGCAGAAUCUGCAAGCCAUAAAAACAUUACUAAUAAAGUCUACUGGUAUGUAUGCUGACUCAA